This is a messenger RNA of Arachis duranensis, 2498 nucleotides long. RefSeq names its product nuclear pore complex protein NUP62. The coding region runs from base 64 to 2274 and encodes 736 amino acids. Gene Ontology annotation, molecular function: phospholipid binding; structural constituent of nuclear pore. The transcript is spliced from 9 exons. Gene Ontology annotation, biological process: RNA export from nucleus; protein import into nucleus. The record is from RefSeq and is a predicted model, not a curated record. Gene Ontology annotation, cellular component: nuclear pore; nuclear pore central transport channel. NCBI's taxonomy places the organism in Eukaryota, Viridiplantae, Streptophyta, Magnoliopsida, Fabales, Fabaceae.
UGGUUUUUGAAAAGAAGUGGUCGCUCCCAGUGUAGAGUGUGGGAGCGCGCAAGAGCAGCAACAAUGUCUGGAUUCUCCUUCGGUUCUUCUUCUUCCUCUCAGUCUUCGUCUUCUUCUCCCUUCUCCUUGACAAACCCUCCAUCCUCUUCCGCUUCCUCUUCCGCAUUCUCCUUCGGCUCAUCCACCCCCUCCACUGGUUUCUCAUUCGGAUCCUCCUCCCUCUUCUCUUCCACCACCGCCACCGCCACCGCAAACCCUAGCUCCGUCGCUUCUUCCUCACCAAGUCCAUUCUCUUUCUCAUUCGCUUCUUCAUCCUCCACCGCAGGAGGAAGCGGCGGCGCCACUACUACCGCACCCUCCUUCGGCUUUGGCUCCACACCUUCCUCCUCCGCAGCCUCUGCGCCGUCAUUUUCCUUCGGUUUUGGGUCCGCGCCGACCGCAUCUGGCUCGGCUCCUGCUCCAGCUCCGUCUCUGUUCGGCUCUGCUUCUUCGGCAUCCACUGCGGCAGCUUCGAGUUCCGGUUCUUCCAUUUUCGGUGCCGCGAGUUCAGGCUCCUCCUUGUUCUCCACACCGUCUUUUGGUGGAACUUCCUCUGCCACGACGCCGUUUGGGGCAAAACCCUCUGCUGCGACGACACCAUUUGGCGGAGCAUCUUCUGCUUCUUCGGCGUCACCUUUUGGCGGAGCAUCUUCUGCUACACCCUCGCUAUUUGGUGGAGCAUCUUCUGCUUCAACCACACUCUUUGGGGGAACUUCAUCUGCAACGACGUCAUUUGGAUCAACACCUUCUUCAACAACAGCGGCUGCGAGUAAGCCAUUUGGCGGGUUUUCGCUCUCCCCGUCGGCGGCUUCCUCUUCUGCUGCAACUACAACUCCUUCAUUCUCAAGCGUGUUCGCCACUGGUGCUUCUUCUUCCUCUUCGAGCUCAUCUUCUCUGUUUACGGGGUUUGCAAAACCAUCUGCACCAACACCAACAACAACUGCAGCCUCUACUGCCGCUGCUUCUGCACCGACGCCGACUAGCACUACUGGAUUCUCAUUUGGAAAUGCAACUUCGUCUGCUUCUCAACCGUCUUUCGGGUUCCCCAAUGCAGCUGUUUCAUCACCAGCUUCAUCCGCUUCUACAGCUUCCAGCACACCGGCUUCAAAACCUCCUCGUUCUUUCUCGUUCACCACAGCAUCAGCGCCAUUGUUUUCGACUGUAACUGCCACCACAGCUUCCGCACCAGCCGCGGCUGCCAGCGGCAGUACCCCCUCGUCUUCUGUGCCUGCAUUUGGUAUCCCAGCUUCAACUGCUCCGGCAAUUGCUGCAUCUUCGUUAUCGGGGACUCCAGCAGCUUCUGCUGGUGCUGCCUCCUCUACUAGCGGAGGAUCAUCUUUUGCUGGAUUUGGUGUGGGGAGCUCUGCAUCAACCGGUUCCUCCACUGCUUCUUUUGGGACGGGGUUUUCUUUUGCAACCAAGGCAUCUGCAGCAUCAACGGCGGCUGUUUCAAGCUCUGCACUUGCAUUUGGAGUUAGCAGUACCACAACAACUGCUCCGACAAUUUCCAGCUCCAGUGCAAGUGCAACUCAGACAUCAUCUGCUCUGGUGGCUUCCACUAGUGGAACUACUUCAACUGUCAGCACUUCAGUUGCUGCUGCUGCGGCUCCCAAAUUGCCAUCUGAAAUUACAGGGAAGACUGUGGAAGAGAUUAUCAAAGAGUGGAAUACUGAGUUGCAAGAGCGUACUGGAAAAUUUAGGAAACAGGCUAAUGCUAUAGCUGAAUGGGAUCGCAGAAUUUUGCAGAAUCGUGAUGUUCUAUUGAGGCUUGAGAUCGAAGUGGCAAAAGUAGUUGAGACACAGUCAAACAUGGAGCGGCAAUUGGAGUUAAUUGAAACUCAUCAACAGGAGGUUGACAAGGCUUUACAAAGCAUGGAAGAAGAAGCUGAACGUAUUUACAAGGAUGAGCGUGGAUUGCUUCUUGAUGAUGAAGCUGCUUCUACAAGAGAUGCAAUGUAUGAGCAAUCUGAACUGAUAGAAAGGGAACUAGAGCAGAUGACAGAACAGAUCAAAUCCAUCAUCCAAUCUCUUAACUCAAACCAGGGUGGAGAGCUUGAUGCACUUGAUGGAAUGACUCCAUUAGAUGCAGUAGUUCGAAUUCUAAACAAUCAACUAACCUCUCUGAUGUGGAUAGAUGAAAAGGCUGAAGAAUUUUCAUCCCGCAUUCAGAAGCUUGCUAACCAAGGUUCUGCUUCGGAUCGUGAACUGAUGGGUCCAAGAAUGUGGAUGUCCUGAUAUAUCGAUCUUGUAAGGACCUGUUCAAAAUUUAGAUGAAAUGCCAGCAGAUAAACAAACACAGGGAUUUGUGAGAAGAGGUUAUUGUGCCUCUUGUGUGAGAUUUGAGAUGAAUUGUUUGAGUGAUUGUUACUAUUAAAUUUUCUGUUGGCCUAAAUGUUAUUUUUUACAUAUACUGUUUCUAAAAGAAUAGAAAAAAAAUAUAAAUACAUUUAAUAUCUAAA